CAAGCCUAUCGGCAGAUGGACGGAGAAGACAAAAGUGACAGGAAGCCCGGUCCUCCACCACUGGUCCACUGGUCCCCCCCCCGGACGGAGCGAGAGGAGCAGCACUGCCGAGGAACUUCACCAUCCAGCCGCAACACAAUCUCCACAGCCGUUAAGAAAAAAGAAACAAAGCAAAGCAGCAAGCCUGUCACUCCUCUUAGGUCAGUCAUGUCGGCCAAAGCCAUCUCCGAGCAGACGGGCAAGGAGUUCCUCUACAAGUACAUCAGCACCUCGGCGACCGUCCAGAACAGGUUCCGCUACGCCAACGUGACCGCCGAGACCGACUUCGACCGGCUGCCCCAGGAGCACCCAUGGCUGCUCACAGAGAGACUGGUGGUGAAGCCGGACCAGCUGAUCAAGAGGCGAGGGAAGCUGGGCCUGGUCGGCGUCAACCUGGACCUGAACGGCGUCAAACAGUGGCUCAAGCCCCGACUCAUGAAGGAGACGACAGUAGGAAAAGCCAAGGGUGUUCUCAAGAACUUCCUCAUUGAGCCGUUUGUCCCCCAUAAGCAGGAAGAGGAGUUCUACGUGUGCGUGUACGCCGCACGGGAAGGCGACUACGUUCUGUUCCACCACGAGGGCGGGGUGGACGUGGGGGAUGUGGACGGCAAGGCUCAGAAGCUGCUCAUUGGGGUGGAUGAAAAGAUCACCGAAGACCUGGUGAAGAAAGAGCUGCUGACCAAAGUCUCCAACGAAAAGAAAGCGGUCCUCGCCAGCUUCAUCGUGGGCCUCUUCAACCUGUACGAGGAACUCUUCUUCACGUACCUGGAGAUCAACCCUCUGGUGGUCACAAAAGAUGGAGUUUACGUGCUGGAUAUGGCGGCUAAGAUCGACGCGACUGCUGACUACAUCUGCAAGGCCAAGUGGGGUGACGUGGAGUUCCCUCCACCCUUCGGCAGGGAGGCCUAUCCUGAGGAGGCCUACAUCGCUGACCUUGAUGCUAAGAGUGGUGCCAGCCUUAAACUGACUCUGCUCAACCCUCGAGGAAGGAUCUGGACCAUGGUUGCAGGAGGAGGCGCGUCAGUGGUUUACAGUGACACAAUCUGUGACCUGGGUGGGGUCGACGAGCUGGCCAAUUAUGGGGAGUAUUCUGGAGCACCAAGUGAACAGCAGACCUAUGACUACGCCAAGACCAUCCUCUCUCUGAUGACUAGAGAGAAGCACCCUGAUGGAAAGGUUUUGAUCAUUGGAGGAAGCAUUGCAAACUUCACAAAUGUUGCUGCAACAUUUAAGGGGAUUGUUCGAGCUAUCAGAGAUUAUCAGGUGCCACUUAAGGAGCAUGAGGUCACCAUUUUCGUCCGUCGUGGAGGCCCCAACUACCAGGAGGGUCUCAGAGUGAUGGGAGAAGUCGGAAAGACCACUGGGAUCCCAAUUCAUGUCUUUGGCACGGAAACCCACAUGACUGCCAUCGUUGGCAUGGCUCUGGGUCAUAGGCCAAUCCCCAACGAGCCUCCUGUCGCUGCCCACACUGCCAACUUCCUCCUCAACACCAGCAACAGCUCAUCGACCCCAGCAUCCAGCAGAACAGCUUCUUUCUCUGAAAACCAAGCCAAAGCUGACAGCUCACCAGCCAAGAAGGCCAAAACAGGAGCUCCUGCUGCCAAGGCAACUACCCUGUUCAGCAAACACACCAAGUCUCUAGUGUGGGGCAUGCAGACACGGGCAGUGCAGGGAAUGCUGGACUUUGACUAUGUCUGCUCCAGAGAUCAGCCAUCUGUCGCAGCUAUGGUCUACCCGUUUACUGGAGACCACAAACAGAAGUUCUACUGGGGACAUAAAGAGAUCCUCAUCCCCGUGUAUAAGAACAUGAGUGAUGCCAUGAAGAAGCAUCCAGAUGUGGACGUCCUCAUCAGCUUUGCUUCCUUGCGUUCGGCCUUUGAUAGCACCAUGGAGACCAUGCAGUACCCACAGAUUCACACCAUUGCCAUCAUCGCCGAGGGAAUCCCUGAAGCCCAUACCAGGAAGAUCAUCAAGGCGGCAGAUGAGAAGGGCAUCACAAUCAUUGGACCAGCAACUGUUGGAGGAAUCAAGCCAGGCUGUUUCAAAAUUGGAAACACAGGAGGGAUGCUGGAUAACAUCCUUGCCUCCAAGCUCUAUCGUCCAGGCAGCGUUGCCUACGUGUCCCGCUCAGGCGGCAUGUCCAAUGAACUUAACAAUAUAAUCUCUCGCACCACUGACGGUGUUUUCGAGGGAGUAGCCAUCGGGGGAGACAGAUACCCGGGCUCUGUGUUUACUGACCAUGUGCUGCGCUACCAAGACACUCCUGGAAUAAAGAUGAUUGUUGUGCUGGGAGAGAUCGGCGGCACAGAGGAAUACAAGAUCUGCCAGGCCAUCAAAGAGGGCAGGAUCACAAAACCAGUGGUGUGCUGGUGUAUUGGCACCUGUGCCACAAUGUUCUCUUCAGAGGUUCAGUUUGGCCAUGCAGGAGCUUGUGCCAACCAGGCCUCUGAGACGGCUGUAGCUAAGAACAAGGCUCUGAAGGAGGCCGGUGCUUUCGUCCCCAAGAGCUUUGAUGAACUGGGAGAGGUCAUAAAAUCCGUGUAUGAUGACCUCGUUGCCAAAGGGAUAAUUCAGCCAGCUGAAGAAGUGCCUCCUCCAACUGUACCGAUGGAUUACUCCUGGGCGCGGGAGCUGGGCCUGAUCCGUAAGCCAGCGUCUUUCAUGACCAGUAUCUGUGACGAGAGAGGUCAGGAGCUCAUCUACGCCGGAAUGCCCAUCACUGAGGUCUUCAAGUCAGAGAUUGGCCUGGGAGGAACUCUGGGGCUGCUUUGGUUCCAGAGGAGGUUGCCGAGGUAUGCCUGUCAGUUCAUUGAGAUGUGCCUGAUGGUGACUGCAGAUCACGGCCCUGCUGUGUCUGGUGCACACAAUACUAUUGUCUGCGCCCGAGCCGGCAAAGAUCUCAUCUCCAGCCUCACCUCCGGACUCCUCACCAUUGGUGACCGAUUUGGAGGCGCUCUGGAUGCUGCAGCGAAGCAGUUCAGCAAGGCUUUUGAUAGCGGCAUGCUGCCCAUGGAGUUCGUCAACAAGAUGAAGAAGGACGGCAAGCUCAUCAUGGGCAUUGGACACAGAGUCAAGUCGAUUAACAAUCCCGACAUGCGAGUCCAGAUCUUGAAGGACUUCGUGAAGCAGCACUUCCCUUCCAACCAGCUGCUGGACUACGCUCUAGAUGUUGAGAAGAUCACUACCUCCAAAAAACCCAACCUAAUCUUGAAUGUGGAUGGCUUCAUUGGUGUGGCCUUUGUGGACUUGCUCAGGACUUGUGGUGGAUUCACACGGGACGAAGCCGAUGAAUUUGUGGAAAUUGGUGCUCUGAACGGCAUCUUUGUCUUGGGGCGCAGCAUGGGAUUCAUUGGGCACUACCUGGACCAGAAGAGGCUGAAGCAGGGUCUGUACCGCCACCCCUGGGAUGACAUCUCCUAUGUGCUCCCAGAGCACAUGUCUAUGUAAUCAUACGGGUUGAACCUCAUAGUGCCAGCUCCCAGUCCCUUAACCCAGCUGUUCCCCGCCCGAACCAUACUGUGAUCUGUCACCUCAAAGCAGUGGCAUAAUAUAGGAAAGAUGUUACGAUUAAUAUAGCUGUAAAUGGCCAAUACUGGAAAGAAUUUUAAGAGGGUGUUUUUAGUUUUGGAAACCUGUCAGUGCUGCAGUUCUGUGAAUGAUAAUAGUAAAACCUGCUAAACUAUGAAGCUUCAGGGUAUCACCACGUGUUUUGGAGCGAUGAAUCAGGCAUACAGUGGGUUGGUCGAUUGUUGACAGCAAAUAUCACUCAUGACUAGCCGAGGUACUGUUCUUUCUUCUUAAAUAGUACAUCAUUGUAUUAACCUAGCAUGUGUGUCUGUGUCACGGACUCUUGUGUCUCUGUGCUGCUUCCUUCAUUGUGCCAUGAGCUUCUUACAAGAGGUGAACAUGUAGUGCAAUAAUGCCUAUAACAUAACGUACUGUAGAGCAGAGCUUUAUUUCUAUAUAGAUGUAUUAAUAGAGGGAAACAAAGGUACAUGAAUAUUAUGAUUUUCUUGUGACGUUUUUGACACAUUGGCUGAAAACUGAAAUGGUAGUCUGUUUACUGUGGGUACCGGGACCAUUUUAUUUUAUGAGUCAUUCCUGGCACUCGCUGCCAUUUGCUGUCCACAUGAAAUGUUCUCUCUCAACGGGUGCAACAUGUGGGAGUAUUUUCUGAAAGUGUUUAAAUGGAAGUUAAGUAUUGUCUUUCAUAAAAAGAAAUUAAUAAUAAAAUACUAUUUCAUUAUAUAUUUUUUUUCCUUUCUCCAGUUAUUUAAGCGGAUUAGGCGCAUUUGAGAAAUGAGCUCCAAUUUUCAUCCUAUUACAAUAACUCAUACAUGGAAUAUUCUUUGGUGUCAGCACCAUUAAUAGGUAACUUAUGACCUGAUGUUGAGCAAGUUGCUUUAUCUUUUACUUCAACACACGAUGUACAAGUCUAUCUAGUGGAGAGACGCGCCAUGUCGAUGAUCUGCUUAAGAUAAUUAAACCCAGAGUGCAGGCCAGAACUACUACUUUCCAAAGAAUUUGGUGAUGCAAAAGAAAGUGUGUGGCUGUGUCAUCUUUUAUGUUAGUAUAACAAAAACGUUUAAGAAUUCUGUGGAAAAUCUCAAAGACCUCACCUGUGAUGCCAUUGUCUUUUAUUCCAGUGUGAACUGAAUGUGCCUCUGUACCAAUUUGUUCUAUGUCGAAAACUGUAUAAUUGAGUAAAAUAAAAUAUAACGCAAUGUA
This is a messenger RNA of Mugil cephalus (flathead mullet), 4767 nucleotides long. It is a transcript of the gene aclya, whose product is annotated as ATP citrate lyase a. Gene Ontology annotation, biological process: fatty acid biosynthetic process; citrate metabolic process; tricarboxylic acid cycle. Gene Ontology annotation, cellular component: cytosol. The coding region runs from base 16 to 3486 and encodes 1156 amino acids. The record is from RefSeq and is a predicted model, not a curated record. NCBI's taxonomy places the organism in Eukaryota, Metazoa, Chordata, Actinopteri, Mugiliformes, Mugilidae. Gene Ontology annotation, molecular function: ATP citrate synthase activity. The transcript has 28 exons.